AUGAUCAGUUCAUGGUGCUGUAGUCACUUGUCGGAUUCAUACUUUUUAUGGAAAAUGACUAAAAAAGAUGGCAUAUUAAUAUUCUUGCUUGCUCAAGUAGUAUUGGAAAUUAUCAUAGUCCAUGUAACCCUAAUCUGUAUAUAUUCAUAAAAUAAUGAAGUCCAAUCUUAUUUGAUGAGUGUAUUCACUGUUUUGAUUGUCACCUAUUUCUCUUGGGCUGUAAAAGAGUAGAAGCUGUAAAAGCAAUCGAGCAAAGGCUCUUUGCUUACUUCUCGCAUGCCGAAUACAAUCAAAUCACUUGUUCUUUUGGAGGAUAUCAAUUUUAUAUCACACAAAGCAAUUGUACUUGAAAAUUCGACAACUCUUGAUGUAAGAUCAUGCACCAAUGAACUCAGAGACAUCCUAAUUAAGGAUGAGGUGUCCGAGGAAAACCUAUUGGAUCACAUGAAAAUACUUAAAGUGGACAAACAAACUCAGAGAAACCUAAAUUAAAAAAUCAAGGGAAUAAGUCUACGAUAGCUAAUAAACAAAUGUUAAAUUUUACAAAAGACAACAGAUAUAUUAAUAAUUAAAACUAAUUUUAUUUUAUUAGAAUAUUAUUAGAUAAAAUUGCAUUUCGAGAAAGAUGUGAUCAUUUUAAAGUUUGAAGAAAUCAAAGAGUUUUCAAAGUACAUCAAGAAAAAUUCAUGUUAUGCUUUGAUGAACAAAUUGUUUUAAUCCUUUAGUCACGAAUUUGGAACCCUAUUGAAUUAAAUCGCUCUAAAUGCGUAAAAUGGUUUGGCACAAUUCCCAUCAAUCAAAGAACAAUUCGAUUCUAUAUAUAAUUGUGUAGUUAUGAUGAAUAAUAUGGUCAAGGACUUAAAGGACUUCCAUUAGUUACGCAGUAAAACCUUUCAAUUAGAAAUUGAUGACGUGAAUAUAGAUGACAUUUUCACUGAACUCUAAACCUUAUUUAAAUAACACGUAGCAUAAAAAAAGAUUUCCCUAUAUUUAGUGAAUAAAGUUACUGUCAACUUUAAAUAAGAUGAAUAAAGAAUUAAGUAAAUACUUCAAAACCUUAUCUAAAAUGCUAUCAAAUACACAAAUUAAGAUGGGCAAAUCUAUGUCUCUGCAGAAAAGGAAGAUGAUAAAAGGAUAAAAUUUUCAGUUCUAGACUCUGGAAUAGGAAUAUCAGAAAGUGUUGCCUCCAACAUAGAAUAAAUGUUAGGGAAUGAUUUGAUCUUGACAUCAAAACUUUCAGAAGGAGCAGCUGGAUUAGGCUUAGGAUUGCUCAAUUCAAAUUACUUAAUUAAGCAUCUAUCCUCAUUCAAAAAUGCUCACAAAGAAUAUCUGCAAUUUAAAUCAAAAUUAGGAGAUGGCACAAAGUUCUGGUUUUACAUUUCGAAAUAUCAAGUCUUAGAAUCACCAAACAGUUAAUUUGAAUCCAAAUCAAUAAAAAUGAUUGAUAAGAAAGUAUUCCUUCAUCAGAAAUCCAAUCUUGCUCAUCCUCUUUCCAGCAUUGCCUCCAAUCCCAAAAGCUGUCCAUCAUAAAUUAAAAAAUUUAGUCCUAGCAAAUCAUGCCAAACAAGACCGUAACCUUAAAUAUUCUUUCCAUCAAUUCUCAAGGAUGAUAAUAUCAUGAUAAUGGAAGAAGAUGACAGAACAAUCGCAGAGGAUCCAAAACCAAAUCAUCUACCUGGACAUCGAGCAAGAUUCCCUUCAAUGAGUUCACCAGAAUGUUAAUUUGUGAAAUUACUCUUAGUAGAUGAUGAACCAGCAAAUUUAUUCCCACUGAAGAUUAUGAUUAAAAUGCUUGGUUUCGAGAGUGAUAUAGCAUAAAAUGGAUAUCAAGCUAUUCAAUAGGUGGAAUCAAGAAUGAAUUAGAAAUGCUAAUAUCAUUUAAUAUUAAUGGAUAUUAACAUGCCAUAAAUGGAUGGAUUUGAAACAACCAGAUAAAUCAAAUGCUUAUAACCAAAAAUUAACAUAGUAGCUUGUUCGGCUUUCAGUGACAUGCAGACAAAGUAUUAAGC
Messenger RNA from Paramecium octaurelia, 2009 nucleotides. Lineage: Eukaryota; Ciliophora; Oligohymenophorea; Peniculida; Parameciidae. The record is from the annotation of a GenBank genome assembly.